This is a messenger RNA of Diuraphis noxia (Russian wheat aphid), 2938 nucleotides long. RefSeq names its product F-box only protein 21-like. The record is from RefSeq and is a predicted model, not a curated record. NCBI's taxonomy places the organism in Eukaryota, Metazoa, Arthropoda, Insecta, Hemiptera, Aphididae.
AAUGUAUAAUGUASAUCAAUGCAACAUGUCCUUACGUUUUGAUUUUUUUUGAGUAUUAUUUGCUUAUAUUACAAUAUAUAUAAUAUUAGGUACUACACGGUUUUGAGUAAUUUUGAUCGCAGGCAAUAUCUAUUCUACAAGGCUGAAAAUUGUAACUUGUAACUUGCAACAGGCCACUUAUUUUGAUCAUAAUUAUUUGUGUUCAUCAGUUGACGCUUCUCUCACCUUUUACAUCUUAUCACCCGACGUUUACUUGUUAUUAUUGUUGUUGUUUCCGYGUGUGAACCGUGAGUGCGCGUCGUUCGUGACCGAGUACUGCGUUAGCGACGACGCACUAACGAAAUAUMAUUUCUGUAUCGCUCACUGACAGUGCGACACUGCGACGGCCGCAUUUCGAGUUUCUGUGGUCGGUACUUCGAGUUCAUUCAGUGAUUCAGAACGGCACAGGUUAGRCUAGCUUCAGCACUGUGAUUGAGGUCCGGUGCUCCAAUUUUUAAUUUGCUAAACGUCUCUCACGGACGAAAGCGGUCAGCGCCGACUUUUAGGGCAGACUCUCGGUACCCGCUUUUUCGAUCGUUGUUGCAGUUGCGAGGGCCGUUUGAAUGGAAAUUUGAAGAUCAAAUUCGGUACGAUGACGACCACCUCUCUGAAACGACAACGCGAACCCGAUGACGAUUUCGUCGUCGUCUCUGCAUGCUCGUCCACUGACUCUGCUGAGUCUGCAGAUACUAUGACCACCAGCUCUAACAAUACCGCUUCUACCACUAUCCUGGACUUACCCACCGAAUUGAUUGAGUACAUUUGUUGCUUUGACUCGUUGAAAUUGAUUGACGUUUUUAAUCUUGCUGUUUCGCAUUCCAAACUCAACAACUGCUUGUUCCACGAACGAAACUCUAGCCUUUGGAAAUCCAAAUUCAUACAAAAAUACGGUUUGUUGGACAAUGAGGAAUAUGAAGUUGUUAUCGACGAACAAAACACUUGGAAGGACGAGAUCAUGUUGCGUAAAAGUUUGGAUAAAGCUGUACCUGCUGAAAUUAUACAAAUGCCCUGCAAGUACAUGAAGUUUAAGAAUGUACCGUAUCAUAUGUAUCCGUUUAGUCAAUAUUUGAACUCAAAAAAUGAAGGCCAUAGAUAUUAUAUACUAUCAGCAACUGCAGCUUAUUAUAAGCAACUACAACAGAGUAGUGAAUGUGGUAAUUCAAAUUAUGAUCUAAUGUACAUGACACAUCAAUUUCUUAUUUACUCGUGUCAAGUGUAUUUUGGUUAUAAGUUAACUAAUUUCUUAAAUUUACCACCUGCAGAACAAAUUGUUGAAAAAGGAUUUUACUUACUUGGACGUUGGUGGUGUCCUACGGUUAACAUACCAUAUCGUGAUAUAAACAAAAGUUUGAAUAACAUAGCUAUUGAUGUGUGUAAUCGCAUUCGUAUAGUAAACCCAGAUCAUCCUCUAUUCGAGCAUGAAAACUGUUUGAAGCGAGUGGUUGAACGUGCAAAAUUCAAUCUUGAUCAUGAUUUAUUUGAUGAGACCAACACAAUGUUUAUACUUGAUAACAUAAGACAAACCAUAUUUUCAGAAAAUCAACGGGUUUGUUAUUGUAACCAUGACUUAAAUUGUUUCUUGUUGCAACAGGUAAUUGAUCGAAGAAAAGGUUCUGUAUUUUUGCUAUGUGUGAUAUUCGAAUCAGUAGCUAGACGAUUAGGAGUAAAAGUUCGUUUAACUGCAACAUCUGUUCACAAUUUUGUAUCUUGGUCAUCUUCAUGGCCGGGAAACAAACGUAAGAACCCUACAUGCUACUUGGUAGAUAUUGCUGGUGGUGGUCUCAUGCGAAAGGCUACAGUUUGUCCAGUUUCAAGAAAAUUGCCAGAACAUUAUAAUGGAAAUUCUGUUAUCGAUUUGUUUUGGACCUUUAGUAAAACUGUGGAACAGCUCACUAUUGAAAAUAUGGCUACGUAUAAAUAUGUGUUGGAUUUCCAAAAACUCUUAAAACCUGAUGAUUCCGAGGUUGAAAUUAAAUGUCAGAAAUUCCAUCAGUAUUAUGACUAUUGUCGAUGUCCCUUACUCAGAAAUCCAUCUAAUCCUUACGCUCCAAACCAUGUAGAUGAAAAGAACAUUAUGUACACAGAUUGGCAAGAAAUUUUCCCUUUAGUACCUAAAAAACGUGGUGAGAUUCAUGAUCCAAAAUAUUCGAUUGGCAUGAUGAUUGAUACCAUUACGAUGGGUAAUGGCUCUUGUUCAAGUAUAGUGACUAAACGUGGUGUUGUUGUGGGCUGGACAAGAGUGCCCAGUAACAAUCCAUUGCCAAAUCCAACUGUUUACCAUGUGCUCAUCAGACCUGAUCAUUAUUUCAGUACAGCCAAAUAUCAAAACCCUGUUAUCAAAGCUAUAUGGGAAGGCAGAUAUGAAAAAUUGCAACGACAACUAAAACCAUACGAUUACAGUUUCAAGAACAUUGGCAAGUUUUUCACACAUUACAGUCAUGAAUUGUGCGCUUUUGUGCCAAUUAGUGAUUUGGCGAAACUUUAUCCUGAUGAUUUAUCAUACACUAUCAGUAAAUCAAUGAACAUUGACAGCAAAGUCAAACAGUUUACAGGUUCACAUGUUGUUCCUAAGUAUUAAUGUUUUUUUUUUUUUUUUACAAAUGCUGAUGUAUUUUUUACUUAUUUAUUGUCUUAUUCUCAUUAUUAUCAAAUUAUACAUUGUUAAAAUAUAGCUACUAGUUUGUAACAACUUUAUGUUGGAAAAAUAUUAUAGGGCAUAGAUAACACUCUCUACAACCUUAUCUGUCAGGCACAUACUGUUUAUUCUCUAUUAUCAGUGUUGCUUAUUGUGUUAACUUAACGCAUGAAAAUAACAAAAUCCUACCUAGUCCUCAAUACAUAUAAUCUAUAAUAAUAAAUGUUUUAUUUUAGCCCUACUGAGAAUUUUGGUUAAUUUAUU